UUAAAGAAUAGAAAAAUAUAUUAAUAUUUAUUUAUAAAGUGACAUUAUUAAAAAAUAGUUAUUUCUUGAUUUGAUUCUUAUCAAGUGCGUGUCUGUUACAGAAAUAGAGGGCCCACGAUGUUUGUAUCAUUAGUAAAAUACAAAAUUACUGCUUGUAACACAACCACAAAUUAAAACCAACAGGAGACUUUCAGCCAAGUCAGGUUCCAAGACAUCCACAAGGAUAGGACCACCAACCGUUUCCUUCCCCUAAUUAAGCUCCUCUGCUUAUUAUAUAACCCCUACCCCUACCUCCUAUCUCCCUCUCUCAAACUUAUUCUUCCCAGCAAUAGAACACAAGAAGAACACAAUACUCUUGUGUUGUGAGGAGAUCUCUUUUGCAGUGAGGGCGGUUUUUCCGAUUAAUGGGGAAAACCGCUCUAAUACAAGAUUCCCAACCUCAUCAAAUCAUCUAUGCUGAAAUCUCAAGACUUGUGGAAAUAUUUUCGGUUCUGCAUGCAUCUUGAAGGACCCGGAUUUUCAAAUUAUGGGCUGGGUUUUGGCGCCGGAUUCAGAACUGAAGAGGCAGAUUUACACAUCCCAUUUUUCCAUAAUAGAAAGAGCAGAAAAGAUGGCCAGAGAUUGUCAAUGUGCUACUCUUCACUCUGAUGAAUGGGUGCAAGGGAAGUUGGUUGGAUCAGGGUCUUUCGGCAAUGUCCACCUGGCCAUGAGCAAAGCCACUGGUGGACUUUUUGUUGUGAAAUCUUCGCAGUCUGAGGCUAGACUGGAGGCAUUAGAGAAUGAGGCUAGAAUCCUCCAGAGUUUGAAUUCCAGGUAUAUUGUCCGGUGUAUAGGGAUGGAUUUCACGAGUGGAUCAAAUGGUGGACACAAACUCAAUGUCUUUAUGGAGUACAUGGCAGGGGGUAGUUUGUCAGAUGUGGCAGAAAAAUUUGGUGGGGUGCUAGAAGAAAGGGUGAUUAAGUUGUAUACAAGAGAGAUUCUUCUUGGUAUUAAGUAUCUUCAUGAGAAUGGAAUCGUGCAUUGUGACCUUAAGAGCAAGAAUGUGCUUUUAGGUUCAUCCGGGGAUAUCAAAUUGGCCGAUUUUGGUUGUGCAAAGAGGUUGCAGGGAUUUAUGGGUAAUAGGGGUCUAGCAGCACGUUCAGGGCAAUCUAUGGGUGGGACUCCAUUGUGGACGGCUCCUGAAGUUCUGAGAAAUGAAGGGUUGGAUUUUGCUUCGGAUAUUUGGUCACUGGGAUGCACGGUGAUUGAAAUGGCAACCGGCAGGCCUCCUUGGGGUGAUGAGUUCUUUAAUCCAAUGGCUGCAAUUCUAAAGAUUGCAUGCAGCGAUGAGACACCUCAGUUUCCGACCCAGUUCUCAAAGGAGGGGUUGGAUUUUUUGGCCAAGUGCUUGGACAGAGAGCCCGAAAGAAGGUGGAGAGCUGAGGAGUUGCUUAACCAUCCCUUUGUUUCUAGGAAUUCAACGAGGACACAUACAAGGCAAGAACCAGCAUGCUCUCCAGCAAGUAUCUUCGACUUUGGGAUUUAUGAUUCAGAUGAUUCAAAGAGCGGUAAUGCAGAUGAGUUCCGAAGCAAAAAUGCAUUCUCACGGUCUCUGUGUUGUUGUGGUGAGAGAAACAAAACAGUAAGAAGAGAGCAGACAGAGAGCGAAUCGGCUUCAUCGGAGAUUUGGAUUACCGUUAGAUCCCAUGCUACCUGUUGAAGUUUGGGCCAGAUCAUUUGGAGAAAGACGUAGAUUUAUAGUGAAAGUAUAAACUGAUUUGAAUGUACAGCUCUAAUUCUAAAGUAGAGAGAGCUAGGUUGCCAAGUUUGUCAGUUCUUUUCCUAGAGCAUUUUAAUUUUUUCCUUUGACAGUAUCAAGCUUUUGCUUUGGAUUUUACGCCCUCGUCAAGUUUCUAAUUUUAGCAAAGCUUAUGUCCAAACUUUCCCUGAGAUUCUAAUUGUUGCAAUCAAGUCCAUGCAUUUUGCUCCAA
Carya illinoinensis is the source of this 1970-nucleotide messenger RNA. Its product is annotated as mitogen-activated protein kinase kinase kinase 18-like. The transcript is spliced from 2 exons. Gene Ontology annotation, biological process: protein phosphorylation. NCBI's taxonomy places the organism in Eukaryota, Viridiplantae, Streptophyta, Magnoliopsida, Fagales, Juglandaceae. The coding region runs from base 527 to 1699 and encodes 390 amino acids. The record is from RefSeq and is a predicted model, not a curated record. Gene Ontology annotation, molecular function: protein kinase activity; ATP binding.